Molecule: messenger RNA, 264 nt
Organism: Ectocarpus siliculosus
Lineage: Eukaryota; Phaeophyceae; Ectocarpales; Ectocarpaceae
Source: the annotation of a GenBank genome assembly
AUGUCGGAGGUUGAGGAAACUCUGGAACGAAUCAAGGUCCAGCCGGGCGUGGAAGGAUAUGUCAUCUGCGACAUGGAAGGGCAGGUUUUGCGUAGGUUUCCGACGAUGUCCCAGGAAACGGCCGAGAUCUACGCCGAAGCCAUGAGACACCUGGCUCUCAAGGCGCGCGGGGUGGUGAGGGACGUCAACCCAAAGGGGGAGCUGAAGUACAUGAGGAUCCGGGCGAAACGACACGAGGUUUUGGUGGCUUUUGGUGAGGAGUAG